AUGGCAGAGCCUUGGGAAGCUGCAGCCGAGGUCCGGCUUUUCCUAACCUGGGCCUUGUGUCGCCAUGGCUUCCCCUUCCCGGGACAGACGGGAAGCCCUGGCACAGCUGUCCCAAUGCUCCCCGAGGGCUCCCUGAGGGCUGAGGGGUGGCAGGCAGAGAAGCUCAGGGUCAAGACACUUGCCACGGAACUUGGGGACCCCCAGGCUGAGAUACAAGAUUCUGGAAAAAUCAGACACCCCUCCCCCAAGCUGCAGACCGCCGGCCGAGGUUCCGGGGUGGCCUCUCCGGGCCCUGACGGCUGGGGCUGCAGCUCGGGCCCUGCUGGCAGGGGACCCUCGGCAGGAAGCCAGGAGGAAGGAGCUUUUCCUCUCCCUGCUCGGAGGACCGGCUUGGUCCCUGGGAUUCAGACCCCACCCCGGCCUCGGGCUCACGUUGCUCCGCCUCCCUGGGCAGGGACACCCCCUACCUUCUCAAGUGCUCACAUGGCCUGGGCAGGAAAUCGCAUGAUGUGCUCGCUUGUGAAGAUAACAGGGCCACCACUCCCCAGCUGGGCGUCCUCAAAGGUGUGGGGUGCAGUCAGAAGGACACCUGCCUUCCCGUCACCUGGCCCCACUCUGGCCCCUCCUACCUCUCCUGGACUACAAAGGCAGCCUCCACCUCUGCCUCCAUCUCGGUUUGCCCCAGCCACAGGGUGAUCAGCUUAAAGCUGGCUUUUUCUAUGUCCGAUGCAGCCCAUUAUGUGUGUCCCUUGGAUCAUUAAAAAAAGAAAAAAGAAAAAUCCCCCUCUGAGGGGAGCAGACAAAAUUAUUUGGAAAACUCAAGCUUAAUGCAGAGCUCAGAUCUUCCCGCUUCUCAAAAACUAUCAACAGUGUUUCGGGGAAAAUUGUAUUUGCUUCAGCUCUCUGUCCCACUCUCAUAUGGAUGUGUGGGUAUGGGGGUGUUCAGGAGGUGACAUUUUUUGGUAAAUGUGUCAAAUGUAAAACCUACAAGCUGUAAAGUACACAAACCAUGUGCUCAGUUUGCUGAGUUUUCACACAGUGAACACACCUGCAUUAGCUUACCUGGGGCAAGAAACAUAGCACAGCCUUGGGCCAUUCCAGUUUCUACCUGGCUCCAACACAGGCCACCACUCUCCUGGCUUCUAAUUCCAUUGCCAUUUAAAAUAUACAUUUUGGGAACAGUGAAUACAAUAAGUGCUAUUUUGUGUCUGGCUUU
Choloepus didactylus (southern two-toed sloth) is the source of this 1216-nucleotide messenger RNA. Its product is annotated as wiskott-Aldrich syndrome protein homolog. Bases 1 to 696 code for a protein of 231 amino acids. Lineage: Eukaryota; Metazoa; Chordata; Mammalia; Pilosa; Megalonychidae. The transcript has 5 exons. The record is from RefSeq and is a predicted model, not a curated record.